AUGACUUAUCUUCACGACUUUUAUGAUACCCCCGAUCUAUUCGAGUCCUGGUCCUCGCCUUACCGACAGAGGCAGCCCUCCAGUGACCGUCUAUCAGACAACCCCCUCCCCGACAGAAGCAGAAGGGGCUCUUUUCAGACCCAUGCGAGCGCAAGCACUCUCUUCUACCGCUCUCUGGAUAUCCCGGAAUCAACAUCCAGCGUGAGCCAUUCGACUUCGUCCCCGCUGGCUACCUUCCAUUCUACAGUCCCAUACGCGGCUAGCGGGCCGCCCAGGCCUCCAAAUAAGCGCCCGACGCUGCAUGGACGCUCCAAUCACGCGGAAUCGCCUCCACAGGUCGCAUCGACGUGGGAUAAGGCACUUCCCGCACUUCCACGGGACUCCUCUCUCUUUGGAAAGCUCGUUUCUGCGUCCAAGGGACUCCCGAAGAUUAUCCUCCGCACUAAACACGAAGAGGAAAGAGCGCCGCAGCAGACACAGACAGCACCGCCUCUCCUGAAGGCGCCACGCCUCCCACUCCCACCGAUCGUGGUUACACCUCCAUUAUCUUUCCUAUCAGGCCCGCCUUCUGCACCACCGUUACGCCCACGCAUAAUUCGCCCACCCCGCUGGAUAGCCAGCUCUUAUUCGAGCCACCGAAGUGGCGAUUCUGCUACAUCCCCUUCUUCGGCUCUGAUGCAAGAGAUCGCAUCUGACCCAGCUCUGGUGUGGCUCGAGCAACUUGGAGUGGCUGCACUUCAAAAACGUGGAAAGACGAGGGGGAGCGAGCCGCAGACGCCUGUAAACACCCCGUGCGAUAACGAAGAAACGCCUGGUUUUCCCCGAUUUUUGGGUGAGACUGAAGAAGCACCCGCACAGGCAAAUCUCGCGCAGGAGGAGAUGGGCGCUUCAACAGUUCCUGAUACAGAUAAUGAGACUACAUACUUUGCCACUCUCUCGAGCUAUGAUGAACAAUCCGUGCAGGUUGAUCGUGCAGGUCAGGAGGCCGAGCGCUGUCAACCGGAUCGAUUCGACGACAGGGACCGGAAGGAUGACGAACACCGAGGGGUGCCGGGCGUUUCGGCCAAGGAGAACCACCCAGAGGGCGAGCAUACGAUUCCAGCUAGCAAUAUCGUGGACGGGCAAGAGGAUCAUGAGGAACAAGACUGGGUGGAGGUUGAUGACGAGGAAAUCCAGGAGAGGAGAGAAAUUUCGAUGGAGAGUCAGACUCAGAAACCAAGGGCAAAGGGCGCUCGCAAGCAGCGUUCCGGUGAGCGUACGCGGCGGUCCUGGUUUGUAAGGAGGUCUGCUACCCAGACUGGAAGCAGAAGCCAGUCUCCUCAAGAACCUGCCGGUCCGAGUGUGUGUCCUAAAUGCGGCGCUUCCCUCCCACCGUCUACCGCCUCGUCCUCGAAGCCUACAAGUCGUUCAGGUGUCGGACGGUGCUCUCACCCGAUUAUCGAGACCCACCAUACCGGUGAUUUUAUCUUGAUGAAUAUCUCGAACAUGAACAACAAUAACAGUCGAAGAUAUUACAAGGUCGCGCGUGAGUAA
Messenger RNA from Cyclocybe aegerita, 1533 nucleotides. NCBI's taxonomy places the organism in Eukaryota, Fungi, Basidiomycota, Agaricomycetes, Agaricales, Hemipholiotaceae. The record is from the annotation of a GenBank genome assembly.